GUUUUUUACAUAGACAGGGGUCAGCUGAAAGACAAAGAAAAAUGGCGAGGAGUUUGCAAGGAGAGCAGGUUCUGUCUGUUGGGUUUGAGAAAAGGAUAUUGCACAGUAUCUUCCUUGCAUGUCCUCAUGCCUUUGUCCUUUUUUCUCUUUCCCGAGAGGGGGGAGGGCUAGUGAGAGUGAAGCUGAAGGGGAAAAAUAUAAGUGCUUGAGCUGUGCCGUGGUCUUGUGAAAUGAGAAUGUCCUGAAAUUUUGCAGUGUCGAUGGUCUGAACAUGUCUACAGAUGGGGGGUUUGGUGCAGGGAACUCUGAUGCACAGCAAAAUUUGCAGUCGUUUUGGCCAAGAGUGAUGGAAGAUAUUCGCAACCUUACAGUG
Molecule: messenger RNA, 373 nt
Organism: Staurois parvus
Lineage: Eukaryota; Metazoa; Chordata; Amphibia; Anura; Ranidae
Source: the annotation of a GenBank genome assembly